GAUGGACCAAAGCCUGCCAAGUUCAGCAACCUGCCUUACGCAACAUCACAAACUGGGCUUGUUUACGAUGUGCGCAUGCGCUUUCACGUGGAAGCAGAACCUUCUGAAGACGAUCUACACCCCGAGGAUCCAAGGCGAAUACAUGCCAUCUUCGAGGCUUUUGUCAACGCCGGUCUUGCUUGGAGAGAGGGCGAUUCGGGGCCCACUAGUGACUACUACAUGGGCCGUGUUGAUGCAAGGAUGGUGACCAGAGAAGAAGUGUGCCUAGUGCAUACAGCUAAUCACUGGAACUGGGUCCAAUCCCUCGGCGUCAUGAGUGCGGAGCAGCUGAAGACUGAAGAGCAACACGAAGGUUCCAGGAAUGACUCGAUCUACCUAUCGAACAGUACUCCAUACUGCGCAAGCCUUUCGGCAGGCGGUGCGAUUGAAGCUUGUCGAGCUGUGAUGCUUGGCAAGGUCAAGAACAUCUUCGCCGUGAUCAGACCUCCGGGCCAUCAUGCCGAACGCGAGGAUGCCAAAGGCUUCUGCUUUUAUGACAACGUUAGCAUCGCUACCAAGGUCUGCCAGAAAGAGUUCGGCGAGCGAUGUCGAAAGGUGUUCAUUCUUGAUUGGGAUGUCCAUCAUGGUAACGGCAUACAACAGGCCAACUAUGACGAUCCGAACGUGUUGUACAUCUCAUUGCAUGUGCACAAGCGAGGCACGUUCUAUCCAGAACACUCCUAUCGCGAUAAUCGAAUCGCUUAUGGUGAUCAUCUACAUUGCGGUGAAGGUCCGGGACUAGGCAAGAAUGUCAACAUCCCAUGGAGCCGCCAGGGAAUGGGAGACGCGGACUACAUUUACGCUUUCCAACAAGUGGUCAUGCCGAUCGCUACAGAAUUCAAUCCCGACCUUGUCAUCAUUGCGGCUGGGUUCGAUGCCGCAGAAGGCGACAUGCUUGGUGGCUGCAAGGUCACGCCGGCCGGCUACGCACACAUGACACACAUGCUCAUGUCGUUGGCAGAUGGCAAGCUUGCAGUCUGCUUGGAAGGCGGAUAUAAUCUGGAGUCGAUAGCCCGGUCUGCGACCGCUGUUGGCCGCACCAUGAUGGGCGAGCCACCAGACAGGUUGGACAAUUUGUCGCCGACGAACUCUGGAGUCGAUGAUGUGAAGCUCGUACUUCGCCAGCAGAGCAGGUUCUGGUCUUGUCUUUACCCCAAGGAUCUUUCAGCCAGGCUUAGUCAAUUGCGCGGCGAGCAUAUGCCCAAUGUUGUCCGUGGAUGGCAGGCUAAGACGCUCUUCGAGGAGUAUCGCAUGACAUCGCUCUUCGUACAUCGUGAGCAACUGGCAAAGGCAUUCGAAGAUCAAGUGCUUGCAACACCUAACUACGCCGAGUCUCGACCGUUGCUGGUCAUAUUGCACGACCCGCCGGAAAUCCUAGCAUCACCAGAUCCCAGGACUGGUAAGAUGGAGCUGCAUAACACUUGGCUGACUGAUGUGGUAAAGACGUACAUUGACGAUGCAGUAAAGCGAGGUUUUGCUGUCAUUGAUGUCAAUCUGCCAAAGCACGUGUCAGAGGACGACUCUGAUCCUCAUCAACACCAAGAGAGUGACAGCAUCGAGUCCCGGACGAAAGAAGCCACGCAGCUACUGACAUACAUCUGGGAAAACUACAUCGAGUUGAACGACAGCACUCACAUAUUUCUGAUGGGCACCAACACGGGCCACGGCGCCAUUUUAAGCUUCAUCAAAAGCCACGAUGAUCGUGCCCAGCGAAUGAUUACCAAGGCCAUAUCAUUUGUUGAAGAUGUACCUCUCACAUCAUGCAAGUCACUCGUGGGCAAUGACAUGCUUCCUUCUUGGUAUUGGAACCACUCGCUGGUCUUUGUGGCUGGCGGCCAUAACUACUGGGAAAGCGAAUACGCACGAAAGCCCAAGAAGAGAUUUGGCAACGUGUCUCGGAGUGUUUCCACGUCUAUCAGCGACAUGCUCGCAGAACAUCGAGAUGAAGUGCUU
This is a messenger RNA of Pseudocercospora fijiensis CIRAD86, 1992 nucleotides long. RefSeq lists its product as uncharacterized. Gene Ontology annotation, cellular component: histone deacetylase complex. Gene Ontology annotation, biological process: chromatin organization. The record is from RefSeq and is a predicted model, not a curated record. Lineage: Eukaryota; Fungi; Ascomycota; Dothideomycetes; Mycosphaerellales; Mycosphaerellaceae. The transcript is spliced from 3 exons. The annotation marks the transcript as partial. Gene Ontology annotation, molecular function: histone deacetylase activity.